This is a messenger RNA of Brassica oleracea var. oleracea, 1552 nucleotides long. RefSeq names its product mevalonate kinase. Gene Ontology annotation, cellular component: cytoplasm. The coding region runs from base 188 to 1327 and encodes 379 amino acids. The record is from RefSeq and is a predicted model, not a curated record. Gene Ontology annotation, molecular function: ATP binding; mevalonate kinase activity. Gene Ontology annotation, biological process: isoprenoid biosynthetic process. Lineage: Eukaryota; Viridiplantae; Streptophyta; Magnoliopsida; Brassicales; Brassicaceae. The transcript has 6 exons.
GUCUGUCUAUCGAAUGUCUGCUAUAUGUUUUGUUUGAUUUGAUUUGAAUUUUUUUUUUUUUUGGCUCAAGUGUUGUUAUUGCGUGAGCUAAGAAAAUGAAGUCAGGAAGGAAGAAUAAGAACGAAUCUUAAACUUUUACUUUCGACUUCUUAGCUUCUUUUUUCGAUCUGAGCAGCUUUGAUAAGAGAUGGAGGUGAAAGCGAGAGCUCCGGGAAAGAUCAUACUCGCAGGGGAACAUGCGGUUGUUCAUGGUUCCACGGCAGUAGCAGCGGCCAUUGAUCUCUACACUUACGUCACUCUACGCCUUCCUCUUCAAUCAGCUGCUGAGAACAAUGAUAGGCUUACACUUCAGCUCAAGGACCUUUCCUUGGAGUUUUCCUGGUCCGUAUCCAGACUCAAAGAAGUGAUUCCUUGUGAUUCAAGCACUUCUUCACCAGCUUCAUGUUCAGGCGAGACCCUUAAAUCAAUUGCUGUUUUGGUUGAAGAGCAAAAUAUUCCAGAGGAAAAAAUCUGGCUGUCCUCUGGGAUCUCCACCUUCCUCUGGCUAUACACCAGUAUCAGAGGAUUCAGUCCGGCUACGGUCAUCAUUACAACAGAGCUUCCAUACGGAUCUGGCCUCGGUUCAUCAGCAGCUUUCUGUGUAGCUCUCACGUCUGCUCUCAUUGCAUCUUCUAUCUUAGACAAAACACACCAUGAAGGUUGGAGUUCUCUAGAUGAGACUAAUCUCGAGUUGCUGAAUAAAUGGGCUUUUGAAGGUGAAAAGAUCAUCCACGGGAAGCCUUCUGGGAUCGACAACACCGUCAGUGCAUACGGCAACAUGAUCAAGUUCUGCUCAGGGGAGAUAACUCGAUUACAGUCAAACAUGCCCCUGAGAAUGCUAAUCACCAACACUAAAGUAGGACGGAACACGAAGGCUCUGGUCUCUGGUGUAUCAGAGAGAACAGUCAGACAUCCAGAUGCUAUGAAGUCGGUGUUCAAUGCUGUGGACUCUAUAAGCAAAGAGCUAGCUGCGAUCAUCCAAUCUAAAGACCAGAACUCGGUUACUGAGAAAGAAGAGAGUAUAAAAGAACUCAUGGAGAUUAACCAAGGCUUGCUGCAGUCAAUGGGGGUUAGCCACAGCUCUAUUGAUACCGUGAUCAGAACCACGCUCAAGCACAAGCUUACCUCAAAACUCACUGGAGCUGGAGGUGGUGGCUGCGUCCUCACUCUGUUACCUACAGUGGUUUCAGGGACGGUGGUGGACAAAGUUGUGGAGGAGCUUGAGUCCAGUGGUUUUCAGUGCUUCACUGCAUCCAUUGGUGGUAACGGAGCUGAGAUUUGCUUUUGAUCAGAUGCUAUAUUGUUUAACAAAAUCAUAUUUGCUCACAUUUACUGGAUGAAGGCUGCAAUUACAUAUAUAAAGAGUCCAUUUUUUUACUACUGAUGUAUUGAAUGUAAGUGUUUUUACCGUGUGAAGUAUCUUCACUCUUUUUGUUGUUUAAUUGUAGACAUGAAUGCAUUAUAAUGGACAUGUUGAAAGUAAGUAUGAAACUUUGCAUACAAGGUUACAUUC